AUGACCUCCACCUUACACAGUUACCCAUUGUCCACUACUCAGCUGAACAAGCCGCCACUACAUUUCCAUGUUCCGCUGUUUCCUGGCGUGCAGCUGCUAGAUGUUGCUGGACCAUUGGACGUUCUGAACAUUCGCUCCCAGUACCCAGAGACUUCUGGCAUUACGCUGACCCUGCUCUCAUCAACUUUGGAGCCAGUCUCAACCAAGCCAGUCCCGCCACCAAGUGCCAAGUGGAACUUUAACCUUCCCCCGGAGUCCAACACGAGCUUUAACCCUAAAGUCGUCCCCGAUGUCACUUUCCAAGAUUACCUUUCAGCAAUAGCCCGGGGCGAGAUUGCAGAUGAUGCAAGUGGAUCCCUCAAGCCAAUUGAUGUAUUAUUGAUCCCUGGCGGUCCGGGCACACGGUUGGCACGUAUCCACCCAGAUACAGGAAUCAUUGCCAACACGCAGGAGGCGAUAGAAUUCAUCAAGGCAAUCGCAUCACAAGUUCGACAUAGCGUCAUCACAAUAUGCACAGGUAGCCACGUCCUGGCCCAGACAGGUCUGCUCAAUGGUAUUGACGCCACUACGAACUCGGCUCGUUUCAGAGAUGUUUCCACAGCGAAUCAUCCGCAUAGCUGGAAAGUAAAGUGGAGGGAAAAUAAGCGAUGGGUACGAUCUAGCGUGCCAACUACUUCUAGCACCGCCUCCCCGGCGCAGCUGAAUGGUACCUCCGAAGGUGGUCUGCGUCCUGGCUUGGAGGUUUGGUCGUCGGCUGGUAUUACAGCUGGCAUGGACCUCAUGCUCGAGUUCGUGAAGGCGCAUUACGGUGGGGCGAAAGUUGCUGAACAAACCGCCAAGCGAUUGGAGUAUCGUUGGGAACAGACUGACGAUAAUUUCGUCUGA
Messenger RNA from Talaromyces atroroseus, 885 nucleotides. RefSeq lists its product as hypothetical. NCBI's taxonomy places the organism in Eukaryota, Fungi, Ascomycota, Eurotiomycetes, Eurotiales, Trichocomaceae. The transcript has a single exon. Bases 1 to 885 code for a protein of 294 amino acids. The record is from RefSeq and is a predicted model, not a curated record.